CCCAUUUAGGGCUGUUGGCUGUGAAGACAUGCGAGGAAGAAAUCCAUAGGCUGGGCGAGAUUUUAGGGCGAUGGGGAUCCGACAAAGGCGCCUCUGCUUCCGUUUCCCAUCUCUUCGAUUGGUUUGGUUUGCCGGAACUUGUCAUUUCCCUUUGUUGUCGUCGAUCGGUUGCAGGGAAAAAGCGCAAUUUUUUACGUUAAUAGUUUGAUUUUGUUUUCCUAUCCAAAUUUGAUCGUCUUCUCCGCUUUUCCCUCGGUUCUGUUCAGCGCGAAAAUGAAGAAAAAGAGCCACCUGCGGUGCGGAAAGCUCCACCGCAAGACUAUCGACGAGAAAUGAACCGACAAAACCACGACUCAGCCACCGGUGCUCGUGAUUCCCGCAUCAGGGUGGCAUCUUGAUCCGGUUCCGCGACCCCCACGGCGUCUUUCCUCUGGGGUUCGACGGGCUCGGGCUUCUGUUCUCGAUCUUGAGGGGAUUCGGUCAUUUGUUCCCGGUUCCCGUGCCCUUCGACCCAGAAAGGCGGCAGCUUUCGAUACGGUCUUCCGAGAUUCUUGAGUUUGGUUCCGCGUUGAGUUGGGGAUUUUCUGGAUUGAACGGCGUUCUUGCAGAAUUCGGGAAGGGAGUUCGAUUAUUUUUGCAAUUGCAGAGGGGAAAUCGGUGCGUUCCUGGAGAUUUGGGGGCAGACGUGUUUGCAGUUGCAAUUCCCAGAAUGGACGCACCAUACUAUGGGUCAAUGCACACGGAAAUGAGGUAGAGGUUGUCCUAGAUUUCUGCUUAUGGGCUGCCUUUGUUCCAAAGGUAUCGAACUUGAUGAGGAUGGCGUGGCAGAGGAAAGCAAGUCCUCGAGUCGUCUCGUCACACUCCCGAAGAAAGACGAGGUCGUGGCUGCCAUCAUCAAUGUCGCACUCAGCGGAAGCCAUGGCAGUUCAAGAUUCUUGUCUAAGACACCGGACGAUGCAGACUCCACCUCGUUGUCAUCGUCCGAUGAUGAAGAGAAGAAAGCAGACACAGUCGCUGACAGGGUGACGAAAGUUGGGGCGCAUCAGAGACGGGCUACGGUGGAUGUCGGGGCACGUAGAGAUGGUUCUGAAGUUAUCGGUGUUGCCAAUAACUCAGGAGACGAUAUGGGAAUCGUGGAUGUGCCCGAUGGUAUUACAGGAGAGUAUGUUGCAGCAGGGUGGCCUUCUUGGCUUGCGACGGUGGCCGGAGAAGCAAUCAAGGGGUGGUUGCCUAGGAGAGGAGAUUCAUUUGAGAAACUAGACAAGAUUGGAGAAGGAACUUAUAGUCAUGUUUUCAGAGCCCGCGAUCUUGAGACCGGUAAAAUCGUUGCGCUCAAGAAAGUGCGAUUUGUUAAUAUGGACCCUGAAAGCGUCCGCUUUAUGGCAAGGGAAAUCCAUAUUCUUCGUAAACUCGAUCACCCAAAUGUUAUAAAGCUUGAAGGUAUAGUUACAUCACGGAUGUCAUGCAACCUGUAUCUUGUCUUUGAGUACAUGGAGCAUGAUCUUGCUGGACUUUUAGCUAGGUCAGGUCCCAGGUUUACUCAACCACAGGUUAAGUGCUAUAUGAGACAGCUGCUUGAAGGGCUUGCUCACUGUCAUGGUCGCGGGGUUUUGCAUCGAGACAUUAAGGGUUCAAAUCUGUUGAUAGACAACAAUGGCAUGCUCAGAAUAGCAGAUUUUGGCCUCGCAACACUGUUCAAUCCUGACCAGAAUCAGCAGCUAACAAGUCGUGUGGUGACCUUGUGGUAUAGGCCUCCUGAGCUUUUGCUUGGUGCUACAGAGUAUGACGCUGCCGUUGAUUUAUGGAGCUCUGGUUGCAUUCUUGCAGAAUUGUUUGCCGGGAAACCAAUCAUGCCUGGAAGAACUGAGGUGGAACAACUGCACAAGAUAUUUAAACUCUGCGGUUCACCAUCAGAUGAGUACUGGGAGAAAUCAAAGCUGCCACAUGCAACCAUAUUCAAACCUCAGAAUCAGUAUAGACGCUGCUUUGCUGAGACAUUCAAGGAUUUCCCACCUUCAGCUUUAUCUCUCUUGGAUUCUCUUCUUGCUAUAGAACCAGCAAACCGAGGAACUGCAGCAUCAGCCCUCGAGAGUGAAUUCUUCUUGACAAAGCCAUUUGCCUGCGACCCUUCAAAUUUGCCAAAAUAUCCACCAAGCAAGGAGUAUGAUGCUAAACUUCAGGAUGAGGCUAGGAGGCAAAGAGCAGAAGUUGCCAGGGGACGUGGAUGUGAAUCUGUCAGACCGGGAAGAAUAGAUUCCAAAGCAAUGGCAGCAUCAGGUGCCAAUGCAGAACUGCAGACGCGGCAGGUGCAGGCAAAUCCCAAAAGCAUCAGCGAGAAGUACGACCCACAAGAUGAAACUGGGUCUGGAUUCCCCAUCGAGCCUGCUGUAGAAACGGCAAGAAAUGGCCUCUCUCAUACCGGCAUGCACCCUAGAGCACUUGAACCCUCAUGGACCAGGAAACCGAACCAGGAACAGCUCCGGCAAGUCCCCAGCCGCACAUCCAGCUCGGUGUGGGUGCCGAACGGCCCUCACCUGAAGCCACAGAUGUCAUGCAGGCCUCAGCCCGGUGCUGCAGACUUCUCCGACAUCUCCGGCUCGCUCGCCGCAAGAAACGCUGCAAAGUCCCGACGUAAUCGCCUCGACGUGGCUGAGCCCGCCCAGAAGCACGCGCUCGAUAGGAAAGACGACCCAGUAGGCAUCAAAGAUCCGGCACCAGGUUACGGCACCAGAAUCAAACGGAUCCACUACUCGGGUCCGUUGAUGCCCCCAGGUGGGAACAUCGAAGACAUGCUCAAGGAACACGAGAGGCAGAUCCAGCAAGCGGUCCGCAAGUCCCGCAUCGACAAAGUCAAGGCCAACUUCUGA
This is a messenger RNA of Musa acuminata AAA Group (dessert banana), 2867 nucleotides long. RefSeq names its product probable serine/threonine-protein kinase At1g54610. Gene Ontology annotation, biological process: positive regulation of transcription elongation by RNA polymerase II; protein phosphorylation. The record is from RefSeq and is a predicted model, not a curated record. The transcript is spliced from 8 exons. Bases 777 to 2867 code for a protein of 696 amino acids. Gene Ontology annotation, molecular function: RNA polymerase II CTD heptapeptide repeat kinase activity; ATP binding. Gene Ontology annotation, cellular component: nucleus; cyclin-dependent protein kinase holoenzyme complex. Lineage: Eukaryota; Viridiplantae; Streptophyta; Magnoliopsida; Zingiberales; Musaceae.